AUGGACCGGACUGGACCGGACCGGACCGGACCGGACCGGACCGCCCUGAACUGCCCCGGGCCGGCCAGGGGCGGCCGCUCCCAGCAGCCCUCGCGCCGCGGCCCCUCCCAGCAGCGCCCGCGUCGCCAUGGAGACGCCGUUUUGUGUCUUAAUUUAAGGGAAGUGGGAACACCUGAGAGCGGCAGCCCCCCCGCUGCGGAGAAGCCGCUGGGGAUUGCGGUGUCGAUGCAGACAGAAGCCAGCUGGCUUCGGGAGCAGCUCUGCAGGAGGGCAGCCCUGUCAGAAGAGUUCAGCCAUUUAGAUAUCCUGUGUGACUUGGAGUUCAAAGAAGAUUUUGUGAAGCUGUUCAGGAAGUCGCUGUGCACRCUCCCCUCUGUUGGGCUGCCUACUCUGCUGGCCUACAGACCACAGUCAUCCCGAGAAAACAUCCAGAUUGAGAUAGCGGAGGACUAUAUYCCAAAGUGCGAAUACUGCGGUAACGUGCUGAAACAGUUUCCUUCCUUUGACGAUGUUUGCCUGCCGUCAGCAGACUAUAAAUCGAAAUUCUGCUGCGAGCGUUACCAAGAGCUCUACGAGUUCAUCCUGGAGGAGAGGAGGAAGCGCGAGGCCGCCUGGAGCAAUCCCAUUUCUAUCGGCCCCCACGAGUCCCACGGCAACGAGACGGAGAGGCUCCUGGCGAAGGAAAGGGCCUACCAGAGGCGGCAGGAGAGACAAAUGGCCAAACAGUUAGCUUUCCUGGCAACGGAGCCGACAAGUUUACCUGAAUUGUCGAGCGAAAGCGAUUCCAUUUCCUACCUGCUGUCCCGGGAGCCGCCGUCUCGCAGCGGCUGGACGCUGCCGCCCGCCGCGAGCGCCGGCACGGAGCGCAGCGACAGCGGCAGCGACAGCGGCUGCGACGUGGCCGCGGCGGCCGGCGAGCUAGCGAAGGGCGAAGUCCUGGAAAAAUACUACAAGCAUGGAGGGAAGUUUCUGACCAUCCUUCCAGACAGAACAGCGCAGUUGUUCUACCCGUCGGGCAAGCUGGCGGUGCUGGUGGCGCGCGAGGCGGGCCGCUUUGCCUGCAUCGUGCAGGAGGACGGGGCGAGCGGCGCCGCGCUGCGGGCCGUCUUCCAGUCCACGGGCAGGAGCACCUGCUACCACCCCAACGGCGCCGUCUGGAUACACAUGGAUACUCAUGGCGGGCAGUACUUGGACCAGGCAGGCAACAGGGUGAGAACGUGGACAUGGCCGAACGCCGGAGUGUCGCCAGGGCCCCCCAUCCCGCUGAGUCCCAUCUUCAUAUCCCUGAACCGGCACGUGGGAGUCCGGAUCGUGGGCCAGGACAAGAUCACCGUUUCCUUCCUCGCCAUGGGGCAACAAGCCAAAUUCAACGUGGGAACGAGAGCACAGGGCCGCGACGUGGACCGGCCGCCUGCGCUGGCUGAGGAGCAGCUCCUGCUGCUGGCCUUCAGGAUAAGGAUGCGGCAGCUCUUCGACAAGCUGCGCGGGUGCUUAACCUUUCCUUCAAAYGAGCAGUGGGACAAGAUGAAGCCUCCAGCGUACCUUAGCAGCCAGGCCUUGAAGAUCACCCAGCUCUGCAAGACUUCGGACGUAAGCGAAGAGGUUCACAGGCUGGUGAGGGCUAUAAUAAAUGGCCAGGUCUGAGCAGCCCUGUG
This is a messenger RNA of Nothoprocta perdicaria, 1655 nucleotides long. It is a transcript of the gene ERICH6, whose product is annotated as glutamate rich 6. The coding region runs from base 1 to 1644 and encodes 547 amino acids. NCBI's taxonomy places the organism in Eukaryota, Metazoa, Chordata, Aves, Tinamiformes, Tinamidae. The record is from RefSeq and is a predicted model, not a curated record. The transcript has 12 exons.